Carica papaya (papaya) is the source of this 3700-nucleotide messenger RNA. RefSeq lists its product as uncharacterized. Gene Ontology annotation, cellular component: peroxisome. Gene Ontology annotation, molecular function: RNA nuclease activity. The record is from RefSeq and is a predicted model, not a curated record. Lineage: Eukaryota; Viridiplantae; Streptophyta; Magnoliopsida; Brassicales; Caricaceae. Gene Ontology annotation, biological process: regulation of gene expression.
AAAGGGCAAGACAGACUCAAACACAGUGAUAUCACUAGGGGCAAAAAGGUAAAUUGAACGCCACACCUCCUUCCUUAUAUUUGCCUACGAGUUCUCUUAAGAAGCAAACUGCACUGCAGUAAACAAGGAAUUUUCAUGUCUGCGGGAGAAACGGAGAGAUGAUGUAGAUCAAGGAAAAUAUCAUCCGGCUGAUUAAACGGAAAUAAUCUUUAGAAGAAAGCUGUAGUAGUAAUGGUAUUGUGAGGAGGCGGAGACGAUGAUAGGAGGAGAUGCAGGCGAAAGCACUGGUAGCGGCACUGCAGCGUCAUACGGAGGGAUGGCGGAGGCGCAGUACGCGACGGCCAAGACUUCGGUAUGGUGGGACAUAGAGAACUGCCAAGUGUCGAAGGGAUUCGACCCCCACUGUAUCGCUCAGAACAUCAGUUCUGCCCUCGUCAAGAUGAACUACUGUGGUCCUGUCUCCGUCUCCGCCUAUGGCGACACCAAUCGCAUCCCCGCCUCCGUCCAACAAGCCCUAUCUUCCACGGGAAUCGCCCUCAACCAUGUCCCCGCUGGUGUGAAGGAGGCCAGUGACAAGAAAAUUCUAGUUGACAUGCUGUUUUGGGCCGUGGACAACCCUGCCCCUGCAAAUUAUUUGCUGAUUUCUGGUGAUAGAGAUUUUUCUAAUGCUCUGCACCAGUUGCGGAUGAGGAGGUACAAUAUUUUAUUAGCACAACCACAAAAAGCGUCAGCCCCUCUUAUUGCUGCAGCAAAGACUAUAUGGCUAUGGACAAGCCUUGCAGCUGGAGGAUUCCCUCUUAAGAGCAGUGAGUUAUCACAGCUCUCAAAUGUUCAUAGGACCUCGAAUCCUGACACUUCACAUCCCCAAGUUCAUGAACCAGUCCAGUUCAGCCAAUCAAUGGCUCUCAAUUCUGCCCCUGAAAAGGUUGCUGAUAACAAAUACAAAGGAAAACACAUUCGGAAAAUGCCAAAUCAGCCUACCAUAUCUAGAAUCUCAAGUAUUCCAGUUGUAUCUCAAGAAAGUAAGAAUAAUGGUUACUCUUAUCAGCAGGAACAUAUGCAAGCAAAGCAGUUUAAGAAAGCUCCCCAUGAAUUCUUUAGUCCAGGUGAGCCUGUUGUCUCCUCAAGCAUGUUUCCCCGUUUUUUCCCAAACGAUCUUGAUACUUUAGCAGGUGGCGGAAGUACUGCCUUAGGUGACCCACAGAAUCAUUAUCCUCAUUCUUCAAGGCCAACUAGCUUCACAAUGCAACAAGCUUAUCUACCAGAGAAUCCACCAUCUCUUAAUCCAAAUAAUCUUGGUUUUCACCCCAUGCCACCAAGAAACGGUGGCCCCAGAUUUUCUUCAGCCCCAAUAACAAAUGUACUUGAUAUUGGUAAGCUUAGUACGUCUCAUUAUCCAAACUAUCCACAGACUCAUCCUAAUUUUAGUAAUAGAACUACGGAAGAGUUUAAAUCCUCUGCUGAGUCUUCCUAUCCAGCUAGCGCAAGUGCUCAACAGAAAGUUCAUAUGCUACACGAUGGCCAAGUAAUUAAGUGUGAUCCUCCAAACAUGUAUUCUCGUGGUCCUGAUUUCUCACCUGUAUCAUCUACGGUAGUUGCUAGCAUGGGUUCCAAGAAUAAGAUUUGGGGAACUCCAGGGUGCUCAGCACCUCCUGAAUACGUACAAGGCCUUAUUGGGAUUGUCUUACUUGCUUUAAACACUCUGAAGAUUGAAAAAAUUAUGCCUACUGAAGCAAACAUAACUGAUUGCAUCCGCUUUGGAGACCCAAAGCAUCGAGGUACUGAUGUAAGGAAGGCUCUCGAUAGUGCGAUUGAGCAUCAUAUGGCAGUCAUGCAAAACUUAGGCGAAUUGCAGUUGUACAUUGGUAAGAAUGAGAAACUAUGGAAGUGCGUGAAUCCUAUUGGUGGUAAUCCCAAUCAAUAUCCGAAAGCAACUUGGGAUGGAAUACAAAAGUUUCUGGCCUCACCUUCUGGCCGAUCGGCCAUAAUGGCCUCUAAAUGCAGGUAUGAAGCAGCUUUAAUUCUAAAACAGGGAUGUCUGAAGAAACUUGCUUUGGGUGACGUUCUCCAAGUCUUGAGUAUGGUAAUUUCAAUGAAGAAAUGGAUUAUUCACCAUCAAUCAGGAUGGCAACCAAUUAUGAUAAACCUAGCAGAGACUAAAACUGAAACAGGUACCAGAACUGGUGCUUGACUAAUUAAAAUUAGAUUGGUAUUUGAGAAGUGGUCUGACAGUGUGCUUAGGUCUGAGUUCUUGACUACAUUAAAGACACACUGAAUUUGGAAAUUUUGGGGUGUAGGUCACUUUAAAAGUACUUCUAAGCAUUUUAAGUAUUUGGUGCAACUAGGGCAGUGGUUUCUCUGAAAGAACAAAAAAAUUAAGAGAGAGAAAAGAAGAACCAUGGUGACAGAGACAGUGACUCUCGUAUUAUGGAAUAGAAUGAUGAGAACUUUCCUUUUUUCUUUUAGUUCCCUAGAAAGUUCUGGCAGUUCUAUUUGGGGAAAGAAAGCAUUCUACAGGUAUGGCUCUUGUUACAAUGUACUAGUCACAGUUAUAAGUGACAGCAGAAUCCUAAUGGGUUUUUGGAAGACUAUUACAGGUUGUCUGUCCAAAGGUCAUCCCUAGGAUAUUCUGAUCCAUGUUGGAGAUUGCUUUAUUAGAAUCAAAGUUGUAGCCUGACUUUUAUCUUGUAGAUGUAAUAGGUAUGAUACAUUUGCGUAAAAUGAUGUUUGGUUGAUUGGAAUUAAAAGUAGAAGCGCCCGUUCUAUUCUAUAGAUGUAAUUGGUGCAGGAGUUUUGGUUAAAGUGAUUCGUGGUUUCAGAUCCUAAAUGUGUAAGCAAGUUGUUAUGUUAAUUGUUGUCUGCUGUGGAGAUAUCUAGUGAUAUCUGCAGUUGUCAGCACUGUCAUAUAUGUUAUGGAGAGUGGAGACUUCUUGAUUCGAAGAGUAAAGCUCUGUCAGAAAUGAUGUUUUUAUGGAUGAGUUGAAAGGAAUGUAAUAAUUGAAGAACUAAGCACCUAUAUGUAUGUUACAUAUGCUUUUGAAGUAAGCGAGGCCAGGAAGUUAAAACACUUGGUGAUGCAGUGUUGAAGAGAAAAGUGGAGCUUAAUGAUUGUUUGCUCAUGUAAAUGGUUUACUAGUUGGAAUUCAUGAGGUAUGUAAGAAUUAGUUUUCUGAUAUUAAGGUGAAGGUGUUUGCUUCAGCUGUUAAGUGUUUCUGGUGUUCUUCCAAGUUUGUGUCUUAUGCAUUAUUAGAUAGAGAACAAGUGAAAGUGUGCGGGAUCCAGUACUAUUAAUGUUCAAAAGCAUGAUUUUGGAUGUGAACUUCAGUAUUGUUCAAAUUGUUCAUGUGUUUUUAUAGGGAUUUGCGGUGGGAGUUAAUAUUUGGGGGGUAGAUGAGUGAAAAGCAGCUGUUUAUGACAACUCUGGUUGAUGGCUUUUAAAGACGUUGAAGUAGAGUUCAGUGAAGUCUAUAACAUUCUCAAUCUGCAGUGAUUCAAUUCUCCAAUUGAUGUAAGAGAGCUUGAUAAUCUGUGGGAAUUAUUUGAUAACCUAUAUUUUGAAUUUGGUUAAUUUAGAUGUAGGUUUAGUUGAAAAUUAAACAUCUAUUAGCUUAUAACUGAAGUUAGAUUUGGCAUGACGAAACUGAAGUUGAGAAAGUAUUCAGGUGAAGAUUAUAUGGGCAUGGCUUUGUUUAUAUCGAAA